AUGUCACAUCGAAAAUUACAGCAGGAAGUGGACCGAGUGUUCAAGAAGAUUAGUGAGGGUUUGGAGAUAUUUGACACGUACUAUGAGCGUCAUGAGAAUUGCACGAACAAUCCGCCGCAAAAGGACAAAUUAGAGAGCGAUUUGAAGCGGGAAGUCAAAAAACUUCAACGGCUGCGAGAACAGAUCAAAGCGUGGCAGAGCUCGCCAGAAAUUAAAGACAAAGACUCUCUGCUGGAGAAUAGACGAUCAGUAGAGGUGGCAAUGGAGAAAUACAAGGCGGUGGAAAAAGCGUCGAAGGAAAAGGCGUACUCCAACAAUAGUCUGAAAAAGUCCGAAAACUUGGAUCCUCAGGAAAAAGAACGCAGGGACGUGUGUGAAUAUUUAUCGCAAAGCAUUGAAGAACUGGAAAGACAGUACGAUUCCGUGCAGGUGGAAGUUGACAAGCUGAUAUUGCUGAACAAAAAGAAGAAAACCUUCACCACCGCCAACGAGGAGCGCAAAAACCAGCUCAAACAACUGCAGGGUAGGUUCAGAUGGCAUCUGCAGCAACUGGAACUCGCGCUGCGACUUGUGGAAAAUCAAGAGCUAGACCCAGAAAAAGUGAAAGGCGUGCGAGACGACAUCAACUACUACAUCGAAUCGAAUAUGGAGGCUGACUUCGUCGAGGACGAAACCAUAUACGACAGUCUGAAUCUCACAUCUAAUGAGGCCAUAGCACACGAAGUUGCCGCCGCGUUCGCUGCUCAGCACAACGAGGAGAUGGAGGAAGACGCUGCAAAGGAGAAUUCCAAGGUCUCCAAAAAGGAACAGCGAAGGCUGGAAAGAGAAGCCAAGAAGGCUGCAAAGGCCUCGGCUAAAGCUGGUGGGUCCUCCAGUGACCAUAUCCCAGAGCCCACGGGCAUAGUUAUACCGGCACGAAGCGAUACCAGGCACAACGAGCUUCAAAGCGAACCGACAUCGGUCAAUACCUCACGAUCACCAUCCCCCGCUGUGUCAUCGGCAGGCACGAGCUUACCAGCGACAUCUCAUGUCAAGACAAAAGCAACAGCAGUUCUGCCGUCUUCAGCCCACGCCACAAUCCAGCCUUCCACUAUUCCUAUAAAACAACGUAGUGUAUCGCGGGAUUCUGCACCAGAAUCUCACGGCCACACCCACAUUCACCAGACAUUCAAUGGAAUCACUACAAGUACAUUGAAGCCCGCGACGAUACCCAUCAGGCCAGCUGGAGACUUGAGGUGGGCCGCUGCCGCUUCUCAGGCUGCAGAGAAGGACAAGAAGGCCGAACAAGCAGCUGUGCUCCAAGCUCUUGGUCUAUCAAAUGUCUCCUCCGGCACAAACAGCACAGUGCCAAGCUCCUCCAAUACCCCGGACAUUUCGAAGCUACCGUUGGGACUUGAAAUUCAAAAACGAGCUCCUUCGACACCUAGCAUUCUAACCAGUGCGGUGCCACCACCCGGACUAGCAGCUCCGGCUACUGCGAAUGUUGUUCUUGGCAAUGGAGGAUCAUCCAACACCAAAGUGGACGAAACACUCGUCUCAAAGCUUCAGCCGGAAUCACCACAAGCACCAGAACCCGAAUUGUUCUUAGAUGACUAUGAGUCUGAGAUAUCCGUCGAAGACCUCGAAGACAUUCCUGAGCAGAGACUAUUCACAGCUGAAGAGCUUGAUAGCAAAACACAACGAGUCAAAGUGCUGAAAGAGAGUCUCAGCAACGACUUGGAUUUACUAGUUUUGCCUAGUGGUAUUCAAGACUUCAUCAUGAGCACUACGAUGACUCAAAACGAUCUAUAUCCACAAAAUCUAAAUGGGGCCAAGCAACGCACGAUAUGCGACACCUGUCGCGUCUCGAGGCUGGACGACAUACCCAAAACUUCCAAUCCGCCCUCUCCUCUGGAUGCUUUCCGUUCAACAAGUUUCUGGGAUGUUACUCGUUGUGCGCUACGUUCUAAACUUCCAAGUCAGACCGGCCACGACCUUUUAGAUCUUAACGAAAUUUUGGAGAACUUCCGUGGACUGGAAACGUUUUCGUUAUUUUACUGCUACUACUAUUCGAUUACACCACUGGAGCACAAUGUUGCAUAUGCAUUGCUAAUGGAGCGGAACUGGAAAAUGUCACGUACGGGAGACAGCUGGUAUUGCCGACACGGCUUGCCCAAAUUCACUAACGAGAUAUUUGAGAUUGCCGAUUACAAGAUAUUUAACUUGGACGACUGGGCUGUCAUUGAUAAACUGAAUUAUAAGCUAGACUACAGCAUGCUUAAGGAACAAUUCGUACUACCGACAGACACCCAUCUAGUACAACAAGAGUCUGCCUCGACUGAUGGUCCGACAGCGAACUCAGCAAGCCUGUGA
Molecule: messenger RNA, 2352 nt
Organism: Lachancea meyersii CBS 8951
Lineage: Eukaryota; Fungi; Ascomycota; Saccharomycetes; Saccharomycetales; Saccharomycetaceae
Source: the annotation of a GenBank genome assembly